This is a messenger RNA of Colletotrichum karsti, 1050 nucleotides long. Its product is annotated as methyltransferase domain-containing protein. The transcript has a single exon. The record is from RefSeq and is a predicted model, not a curated record. Bases 1 to 1050 code for a protein of 349 amino acids. Lineage: Eukaryota; Fungi; Ascomycota; Sordariomycetes; Glomerellales; Glomerellaceae. Gene Ontology annotation, molecular function: methyltransferase activity.
AUGGCCGAUCCUCAGCAACCCCAGCCCAGAACCGAACGGCCCGCGCCGUCUGCCAUCCCAGUCGAUGACCCGGCCGAAGCCCACCUCGAAGCAGAAGCCGACGAGAACGACACAUCCUCGGUCGGCGGACUAUCCAUAGAUGAGUCCCAGGCUUCCCUGCGAUCCAGCAUGCUCGAAUACCGUCGCGAGAACGGACGCACUUACCACACCAUGAGUGAUGGCAAGUACGUGUUACCAAACGACGAAUUGGAACAAGAGCGCCUGGAUAUUCUUAACCAUAUGUGGAUGUUGGUGUGGGAUGGAAAGUUCUGCUUAUGCCCCAAAAACAAAGGCGCCAAAAGGGUUCUUGAUAUUGGUACUGGCACUGGAGUAUGGGCCAUGGACUACGCCGAUGAACACCCCGAAGCACAAGUCAUUGGCGCGGAUUUGAGCCCUAUUCAACCAUCGUUUGUUCCAACCAACUGCUCAUUUGAGGUCGACGACCUUGAGAAAGAGUGGACGUGGUCCGAGCCAUUCGACUUCGUUUUCGCCCGCAACAUGCUGGGCUCUUUUGCCGACUGGCCAGCUGUUAUUGAACAGGCCUACAACAACCUUGAGCCUGGUGGUUAUUUUGAAAUCCAUGAUACCAUACACCCAGUCCUUUCCGACGAUGGUACCGUCAAGGACGAUGAUCCCAUAUCGCAAUGGUCACGCUACAUUGUGGAGGCAUGCGACAAGAUGGGUCGACCUGUUACCAUUGGCCGCCAGCUUUCUCAAUUACUCGAAGAAGCGGGAUUUGAAGGGAUAACAGAAACGAAAUUCAAGGCUCCUAUGUCAAGUUGGCCGAAAGAUCCCAAGUGGAAGGAAGUUGGCUCCUGGGUUCAGGCUUCGUUGUUACCUGGACUCGAGGGACUCUCACUCGCCCUAUUCACCCGUAUCCUGGACUGGACCCGUGAGGAAACACUGGUCUUCUGUGCUCAGGUCAGGGACGAUGUGAAGAACAAGAAGCUCCAUGGAUAUUGGGAUGGAGUUUCCGUAUACGGCCGCAAGCCCUUUCCUAAGGAUGCAUGA